Fusarium keratoplasticum is the source of this 1620-nucleotide messenger RNA. Its product is annotated as Zn(2)-C6 fungal-type domain-containing protein. NCBI's taxonomy places the organism in Eukaryota, Fungi, Ascomycota, Sordariomycetes, Hypocreales, Nectriaceae. The coding region runs from base 1 to 1620 and encodes 539 amino acids. The transcript is spliced from 4 exons. The record is from RefSeq and is a predicted model, not a curated record. Gene Ontology annotation, molecular function: DNA-binding transcription factor activity, RNA polymerase II-specific; zinc ion binding; DNA binding. Gene Ontology annotation, biological process: DNA-templated transcription; regulation of DNA-templated transcription. Gene Ontology annotation, cellular component: nucleus.
AUGUCUCGCUCCGUGUCUUCUUCACGGGGCUCCGAAUCUCCAAUGGAGCCCGAACGUGCUCAUCGAGCCUGUGAAAAGUGCACUCGCACCAAAAAGAAGUGCGACAAGGCAUUACCUGCAUGCUCCCGUUGUACCAGGCUCACCACCACGUGCUCCUAUGAUUUCAUCUACACGGCACCGACAACCGCCGUCGUAGACCCGGGUUAUCUCCUGGGAUCCAAGGAUACCUACGGUCCUGGUGUCUUUGACCCGGCCUUUGAUGUAUCCAGCACCAUGAUCAUGUCGCUUCUGUCCUCGCGCAACAUUGCUUGGCGCGAGGCCACUGAGCGUUACUUUCAGACCAUGAACCCCUGGCUCUCUGUCGUCCACCCGGAGCUCUUCGCUUUGCGCGCUGAUGCCAUUGGUUCCGGCUCCGGUUCCGGGGCUGGCCCGAGCUCCGCCGCCGAUGCGGGACCCCGGGACCCGGCCGUCGCCCUCCUCAUUGUCUGCAUGCAGCUCGUCUCUCAGUACGACGACGAGGCCGCUGCUGCCAGUACCAGCGUCAAUGAAGGCAAGGAUAUGAUGGAGAUGCCUGCCUACCGCGCCGCAAAGCGCGUCCUCAGCGUCCUGCGUGGCCUUUCUGCUCCUAGCAUCGAGCUUGUCCAGUGCACCAUCCUGCUCGCCCUUUUCGAGUUUGGCCACGGCGACGUGCUGCGAGCCUAUGUCACCAUCGGCGAUGCAAACACCAUGGCUCUUGCCUUGCGCAUCAGUCCCGGAAAGUACAUCGAGGCUGAGCAGGACGCCCAUGUCCCCUACGAUGAGGAGGAGCGUCGCUGUGUUUACUGGAGCCUCCUCGUGCUCGACCGUCUCAUCCACGUCGACUGCUCCCUCACCCGCAUGCCGCUGCAGGUGCCCUCUCCUGCUGCUGAUGAUCUUCUCCCGACGACCAACCUCGUCUGGAAUAAUCAAAGCCAGCAGCCUGCUCGCGUCAUUCAGCGCCACCCCGCGAGUGUUGCGCCCUCGGUGCCCCUGGGCCCCUUCCAGAGGAAUUGCCAGUGCGCCAUGCUCUAUUCCAAGGCCUUCUCCCCCAGCCAGCCAGGUUCCGCUGAUGCCCUACUCGAUGACUUUGUUGAGCUCGACAUCUCAACUCGCGCCCUCGUCGAGGCCAUGGUCAUGCAGCAAUCUCGCUGGGGAGACUUUUAUGAGUGCUUUGCGACCUGUACCUGCCUCCUCCUCUUCCUUUAUUGUCGCCAGCUGCGUGCCGCCAACACCAUGUCCGCCGCCACCCCCUUUUCUCCUUCUGCGGCUGCAGACGACAUCGCCCCUAAGGCCAUCGCUGGCCUCAACUUCACCAUCCGUAUCAUCGCCGACACCACGACCGAUCUCAACGACCAGCUCGCCCGCCGCCCGCACCUCCUAGGCCCCUGUUCUCCUGUCACUCCUUACUCGGCUUUCCACUGUCUCAUGGUCCUCAGCCACUUUGAGCAUCUCAUCCCAGAGGCUGACACCAGGUUCCACAACAUCUAUUCGUCGUUGCACUUUUUUGCCAAGAGAUGGGGCGUUGCAGGACAACUUGUCAGAAAGGUCGAGCUAUUCCUCGCAGAAGCCGAUGGCGCUCAGUGGUGCUUCCUGAAUGAGUGA